AUGCUUCUGCAUCCGCAGAGCAGCAGCUGCAGUAGAGGAGACGAAACUGCCGCUGCAGCCGCCUCUGCUGUUGCUGCUGCUGCCGCCGCUGGCCCCCCUUCACAGCCGGGCGGCUUCCUGCCCAGGGUUGCUGUUGCAGCAACAGCUGGAGACCACUGGCUUCUGCUUGAGAGCAGCAGCAGCAGCAGCAGCGGCAGCAGCAGUGAGGACGACUGCAGCAGCAUAGACAGUGAUGGCGUCAUAGUAACGAGAAACAGGAGCAACAGGAGCAGCAGCAACACCAUACUCAACGCAUUCCGGCCAACGCACACCUAUAGGUGGAGGCGCAUCAGCCUCUCCCCAGCAGCAGAAGCAGCAGAUAAACAAGGAGAAAGUGUCCCUUCAGCAGCAGCAGCAGCAGCUGCAGCUGCAACAGCAGCAGUGCCAGCCGAAACAGCAGCAACAGGAGCAGCAGGAGCAGCAGAAGCAACAGGAGUAGCAGCAGCAGCAGCAGAUGAAGCUGUAGCCCGUCUUGCUGCCUCUGUCAGGAACAAUCCAUCUGUGUUGCUGCAGCGUGAAUGCUUCGGCGAUUACUUGCUGCUGCUGCAGCAGCAGCAACAGCAAUGGCUGCAACGAAUCUGCACCUGCUGCCACGGUGGCAGAGAACCGCAGCUGCACAAACUCCUGCUGCUGCUGCGGAAUGCCUUUGCCUUCACUUUCUUGAGGGAAGCAGCAGCAGCAACAGCAGCAGCAGCGGCGACAGGGACAGCAACAGCAACAGCAGCAACAGAAGCAACAGCAGCAGCGACAGAACCAGCAACAGCAACAACAACAUUCACCGCCCCAGGUCAAGGCGCUCGGCACUUCUGCCGCGCUGUGGCCUCCCACGCGCCUUGGCUGCCUCGCACAACCACCUCAGCAGCAGCAGCAGCGGCACCAGCAGCAGCAGCAGCAGCAGCAGCAACAGCAGCACAAGCAGCAGUGAACACAAAGCAAGAUGAAAUGUCAUUACACAAGCCGUCUGCUGCCCCCUGUGGGCAACAGCAGCAGCAGCAGCAGCAGCAGCACUACAAGCAGCAGCAGCAGCAGCAACAGCUUGUGGAGUUCGGCCCAGCAGCAGCAGCAACAGCAGCACAAGCAGCAGUGAACACAAAGCAGGAUGAAAUGUGCGGCUCUGCUGAAGGCCGCGGAGCCCGUCGCAUACUUCUAGGCCAUUACACAAGCCGUCUGCUGCCCCCUGUGGGCAACAGCAGCAGCAGCAGCAGCAGCAGCAGCACUACAAGCAGCAGCAGCAGCAGCAACAGCUUGUGGAGUUCGGCCCAGCAGCAGUGCUCUCAUGCACAUCACCGUAAGGAACAGCAGCAGCAGCAACUGCAGCAGCACCAACAGCAGCAGCAGUGUGAAGCUGCACAGGAAGGCCCUUCCCCUACCUCUUGGUUCUGCUGCUGCGUUGCGGAGGCCCUCAACAGCAGCAGCAGCAGCAGCAGUCUCAUGCACAUCACCGCCCUCAACAGCAGCAGCAGCAGCAGCAGCAGCAACGGAGCAGCUGCAGCAGGCUUGUCGCUGCAGAGCCAACUUGCAGCAGUAAUCGCAGAGGCGCGUGCACGUCAAAUGCUCUUCCGAAAGACUUUGCUGCAGCUUGCCCUGCAGCAGCAGCAGCAGCAGCAGCAGCAGCAGCCGCAGCAGCAGCAACAUCAGCAGCAGCAGGAGCCGCUUACGGAGCGGCAGCUGAGUUUGCUGUUGUCUGGUGGGGUUUUAACUCUGCCGGAUGCUCUCUCUGAGCAGCAGCGGGCAGCAAUUCUGCUGCUGCUGCUGCGCCGCAUGCAUGCAGCAGCUGCAGCACACGAUGAAGACACACACAUCCAAAGGCUCGCCACCAUCGGAGGCUUGUGGACUUGUGGCUUCUCGGUGGCGGAUCUGCGAUGUUUGCUGCGCGCUGCUGUUAGCAACUGCAUGCAGCGGCAGCUCUGCAGCAGCAACAGCAGCAGCAGCAGCAACAGCAGCAGCAGCAGCAGACUCUCUGUUGCUGAUCUGCGGCAGGCGCUGCUGUCUGUCUCUCCGUCAGCAGUGCGGCUGCUGCGGGUGGGCAGCGUGCAGAGGCUGCUGCCACCUUUCUUGGUGCCUCAGGAUGCUGCAGCAAGAGAAGUGUUUGCUGCUGCUGCUGCUUCUCCUGCAGCAGAGGGGCGGCUCACAUACUUUGCCUACACCCGCAGCAGCAACAACAGCAUCAACAGCAGCAGCAGCAGCAGCAGCAGCAGCAACGACAGCAGUAGCGGCGAUGACACAAGUACAAGCGAUGACGGCAACAAUGCAAGCGGCAGAGACCGCAGCAGCAGCAGCAGCAGCAGCAGCAGCUGCAGCAGCAAGCGGUGCUGCUGCGGCUGCUGCUGCUUGAAGACACUGCAGGGCCUGAAGGCUGUGCGGGGCAAUAGGCAGCUCAUUAGGGAGCUGAAGAGAGAAGUGGUGCUGCCUUUCAAGCGACAAACAGGCGCAGCAACUUCUGCUGCUGCUGCUGCUGCUGCUGCUGCUGGUGCUGCUGCUGCUGCUGCUCCUUUAGGAUGCGUUGUAGAGGGCCCUUCAGGGUCAGGCAAGUCGUUUCUGUGCGGCUGCUUGGCUGUGUCUGCUGGGGCUGUGCUGCUGCGUCUGUCUGCUGCUGAUGUGCUGCGUAAAGAAGUUGCUGCAGCAGACAAGCAGCUGCUCUCAGUUUUCUCUACGCUGCGGCGGUGCACGCCUGCGGUGCUGCUGAUCGAGGACAUUGAUAUCCUCUGCAGCAGCAGCAGCAGCAGCAGCUGCAGCAGCAGCAGCAGCAGCAGCGUAGUGGGAACGCUGCUGCAGCAGCUCGAUGAGCUCGCACUGCUGCGCCAGUUCAGUGCAGACGACACACAGAGAAAGACGGCCCUCAGUGUGCUGCUGCUGGCAACAGCAACCAAUGCAGCAAACAUCGACAGCAGGCUGCUGCUCCCGCACCGCCUGGGCAAAGUCUUCAGCCUCCCCGGCAUCCCCCAUACAGACCCUGCAGCAGCAGCAGCAACAGCAGCAGCGCUGCUGCAGCAGUGCCUCGUGGGCCGUUGCAGCUCGGCGAUUAGGCGGAAGGAUCUGCUGCGGCUGACUCGCCUGAUAGUCGACAGCAGCAACAGCAGCAGCAGCAGCAGCAACACCAACAGCAGCAGCAGCAGCAACCUAGCAGCACCAACUGCCACUCGAAGGCUCUCUCCGAGCUUGUGCGUUUAUCUCUGCCAAGAGGCAGCUGUUGCUGCCGUCAGGCGACAGCAACAACAUCAGACGCAGCAGCAACAGCAGCAGCAGCAGCAGCAACAGCAGCAACAGCAGCAGCCACAGCAGCAACAGAGUAUGUUGAUUGAGUUGCGUGACAUAAUUGAGGGAGCAAGACGCAUGCAUCUGCUCCCGUAA
Molecule: messenger RNA, 3390 nt
Organism: Eimeria mitis
Lineage: Eukaryota; Apicomplexa; Conoidasida; Eucoccidiorida; Eimeriidae
Product: ATPase domain-containing cell division control protein, putative
Exons: 10
Coding region: 1-3390 (1129 amino acids)
Cellular component (GO): nucleoplasm; nucleolus
Molecular function (GO): ATP binding; ATP hydrolysis activity
Source: RefSeq, a predicted model, not a curated record